UACUAUUACUCACCUCACACUCCACCCAUUUGACUAUACUAGGGAUCUUGUCAUUAUGCACACCAUUUAUUAACUACUUCAGUCCAGUUUUCAUAGAGCAUAGUCCUUGACAUCACUCAGCCACAGAGAUGAAUAACCAAAGAGAACUCUACUCAGAACUGAAUGUGGUUAAGGAUUCAAGGGGACAGCAAAUGAAACCUAAGGUCAUUAAAAGCUCCAUUUCAGUAGCUGAACAAGAAAUAACUUACGUGGAAUUUAGCUUUCAAAAUGCUUCUCAGGAUCUUCCAGGGGAAGAGAAGAACGAACACUGCAAAGGUUUACCAUCACCUCCAGGGAAGCUCAUUGCUGGGAUCCUGGGACUCAUCGGCCUUGUCCUGCUCUGCAGUGUGGUAACAAUGAUAGCUGUUAUUCCCUCUACUGUACCUCUGGAGCAGAACGAUUCAUCCCUGAUAACAAGGAAUCAGAAAGCAUAUCAUUGUGGUCGUUGUCCAAAGGAGUGGAUAACAUAUUCCAACAAUUGCUAUUACAUUAGCAUUGAAAGAAAGGCAUGGAAUGAGAGUUUGACGGACUGUGCUUCUAAGAACUCUAACCUGCUUUAUAUAGAUAAUGAAGAAGAAAUGAAUUUUUUGAACUCCUUCAGUGUUUUUUCAUGGAUUAGACUCUUCCACAGAAACAAUAAUAAUUCAUGGGUGUGGCCAAAUGACUCAACUUUCUCUUCCAAACUAUUCUCAAUAUCUUCAGAGGGGGAUAAGAAAUGUGCAUUCUUGGAUUUUCCUGAAAACAGACUGUCUUCUGCAUCCUGUUUAGAUAUAAAAAUAUACGUUUGUAAGCACCAGGCACUUUACCUUAACUAAAUUUGGUAUAAUGCUACUCUCACCGUCUAUAAUAAACAUAUUUGUCAUUUCUUCAAAAGCCAUACAACUAUUUUCCUAGAGCUAAAUUUUAAGAUACUAUUUUUUAGAGUAGUUUUAUGGUCAAAGCAAAAUUAAGAGGAAGGUAGAGAAAUAUCCCAUAUGCCCCUUGUGCAUAGCCUCCCCUCACACAUGCAUAGCCUCCCCUGUUAUCAACAUCACUCACCAGAAUGGACAUUUGUUACCAAGGAUGACUCCACAUUGAUGUAUCACAAUCACCUAACGUCCAUAGUUUGUCUAAGGCUUCACCUUUUGUGUUGUAGAAUUAUUUUUAAAUCUUUGUGUCUAUUAAUUUUCAAAAUAUAUACCCAGGUACAUAUUAUAUAUUUUUUAAACUUUUGUUAUUUAUUAAAACAAUUGAUGUACAAAUCUCAAAACAUAAUAUCAAGAACUGUUAUUUCUAAGCCUUGAUAAGCUGAAUAAUUCCACUCAUAUUUUCAAAUUAAUUCAUUUGUCCUAGCCCUUGAAGGUGUUGAAAAUGCGUAUUCAACAACCCAAAGUGGUAAAGUGCAUAAGUCAGAGUCGAGCCAGGAGACGGAAACCAGGAGAAGUUUGAUGUAAAAAAUUAUUAACUAUUUGUAGGGGAUAGCCUAGUAAGAGGGAGUAAAAGAAAAUUACAUAGACUGCCUUAGGGUUAAAGGAGAGUACGCAAAGGAGGAAUCACUUUGCAGCCAGGUCUACUCACUGAGGUUGGGUUUCAGACAUCACUGCAGACAGUGUGUCUGCAGACAGCUUCAUGGCACUCGUGUUCACUGGCUUGCCCUGGGACAGAGUGGUUCCUCAGUCAGUGGGUGAGGAUGGAUCUCAGGCUGUGACUGGGAAGAAGGAAGACCUCCCUACCAGAGUGUCAGCAAGCAGAGGCUGGAGGGCAAGGAACUAUGACUGGGACUGGACACAAAACUUGCUGGAGAGUGAAUACCACAGGACUUCCUGCACUCAUGCAGCUGGAAACAGCACCAUAGCAGCCAAAGGAGAGAAAACACCAUGAAACCAGGAAGAAGAGCCCCUUUUCCUGCAGUGUCUCUCCAGUGCCUUUUACUGACAAAACAGCAUGUGAGCCUACAAGGAAGAAAAGUUUACAGGAUCUAGCUCCAUUAUCUCAGAACAGGGCAAUGAGUCUUAGAUUUGGAGCUGAGAGUAAUAAAUUGCUUAUUAGCACUCAAGGUUACUAUGCAAAACAACAAGAUUGUUGUAUAAGAACAAUUUGAAUCUGCCCUACUUCCUCCGAGAAUGGAACCUAUUUGCAUGUUCUGAGUCUGUUUUAGUUUAGCAUUAUCAAUGAUUAGAUUUAUUUUUGGUGGAGGUUGGCAUUUUCGUUUGGUAAUAAUUGAUGUCUGCUGAUAUUUUUUACAUGUCUGUUUUUUACCUCCACUGGAUAUCAGAUAUUUUGGAAGGUAUCAUGUUUUACUAAAUUUUCUAUCUCUCCCCUUCUGUCACUGCUUAUUAGCAUGGUUAGAAAAUACUUUCAUGGAAAAAAUAAAAUGUUAAUGAAGAAAACAAGAAUAAGUGGAUAAAAAUAUUUGUGUGGGUCAAACUACUAGUUAUUGACAGAAUUUGAGAUAAACUUUAGUAACUUGACAAUGAUUCAGAGAUAUUUCUACCUAAUUCAAUUACAAGAGGGAGAAAGCUUACACUUGAUUACUAUUUAAAAAAUAAAUUAAUAUUUCAUACACAUUUAUCUCUUUUAAUAUAUAUAUAUUCAUUAUACACUCUAUAUUUAUUCCUUGUAUUCAAGUAGAGAAAAUAUAUGACUAUUCAAAAUUAAUUUCAUAUAAUAUGUUAAUGGUAGAUGUAACUAAUUGCUAAAGUUGUGUUACAAAAACCCAAGACAGCAUUGACAUUUAAAAAUAAGAAGUUAUUUCUCAUUAAGCCAUUUGUGGUUUGGCUGGGUUUCAGUUGAGGUAGCCUGGGCAUAAAUGGCUUUGGCUUAGACCACAG
This is a messenger RNA of Diceros bicornis minor, 2849 nucleotides long. RefSeq names its product NKG2-A/NKG2-B type II integral membrane protein-like. The record is from RefSeq and is a predicted model, not a curated record. Gene Ontology annotation, biological process: positive regulation of natural killer cell mediated cytotoxicity; stimulatory C-type lectin receptor signaling pathway. The transcript is spliced from 6 exons. The coding region runs from base 129 to 854 and encodes 241 amino acids. NCBI's taxonomy places the organism in Eukaryota, Metazoa, Chordata, Mammalia, Perissodactyla, Rhinocerotidae.